AUGAUUUGUUGCCGGGCAAAUGUGGGUGGUAUCCCGGUGGUACGACUCUCGUCAACCGGAAACCCAAUUCCCGGAUGCGGCUGCGCGGGGGGAUCUCGCCGGAAGCUUGGUAAACGAGCACAUCCGCUGCUGCCGCCCGCGCCGCAAAAUUUGGCACCGCGAGCGCUCGCAGCCCGCUUCCGGCCUCCGUCCCCCGGACCCCUAACGUCGCUCUCGCCCGCGAAAAUAGCGGCCAACCGCUCCGUGUACGCGGUUCAUUCAGUAUGGCCGCCUUCCAUUCAUAAAAAGGCGAGGCGCAGGCGGUGUGUUGCGCGGUGA
Messenger RNA from Arctia plantaginis, 318 nucleotides. NCBI's taxonomy places the organism in Eukaryota, Metazoa, Arthropoda, Insecta, Lepidoptera, Erebidae. The record is from the annotation of a GenBank genome assembly.